AUGGAAGAUCACAGCAGCAGCAGCAGCAGCAGCAGUAGCAAUCUGGGGGACAGCACUGGGGCCCUGGCACCCUGGCAACAAAGAAAUGUUUGGAAAGCCGGGCAGCAGGACGCCCUGCUGAACCGCAGAAAUCGCACCAGGGAGGUGCACUGCCGCCGAGGCCCCGAGGGGUCGGCGGGACCAAGCGGGCUAGCGUCCCCUCAGCAGCGACCCAAAGGGCCUGGGGCCCGGGCACGAGGAGGUGGAAGAAGCAGCCCCGACGAGGGACGCACCAGGCGUCGCACUCGACUCAGCCCGGCACAGUUGAGGAUCCUGCUCCAGGUGUUUGAGCGGGACCCGCAGCCGAAAUACGCUGCCAGGGUGAAGCUCGCCCAAGAGACCGGUUUGCCUGAGGACACCAUCUCCAUCUGGUUCCAAAACCGGAGAGCGCGCCACCCUGGCGGUGGCGGGGACAGAGGUCGAGGUCAAGACUCCCGGGCUUCGCCGCCACCGCCGCCGCCUUCCCCUGCGUCCAAUGCGGAGCCUGAAGGACCACCUUGCAGCCCCAGGGAGACGGAGCAGCAUGCCCAAGACGACCUGUUGCCACCGGCUGCUGCACUAGGCUUGGGCGUCCAGACUUGGAGUCCGCCCUCCCCACCGCCCUCCUUCCCAGUGUCCUCGCCUGCAGCGGCACAGCCCUCGGGACAACGCCACGACCACGACCCGGAACCCCACCCCGUCGCGAGAGACACCUACACCGUGGACGAUGUGGAGGUCACGCUGGACCAGCUGCUGUCUCAACUCCAGGCUGACCAGCAGGCCCAGGACACUCUGGAUCCCCACGUCCCGUGGGAGGACAUUAACCCAACCCUUGAGCUCCCUCUGGACCAAGAAGAGUACCGGACCCUCCUGCUGGAUCUGUUGGGAGACACAGCAAGGCUUCGUUGA
Messenger RNA from Peromyscus californicus insignis, 927 nucleotides. RefSeq names its product double homeobox protein 4-like protein 2. The transcript is spliced from 2 exons. Gene Ontology annotation, molecular function: DNA binding. The coding region runs from base 1 to 927 and encodes 308 amino acids. Lineage: Eukaryota; Metazoa; Chordata; Mammalia; Rodentia; Cricetidae. The record is from RefSeq and is a predicted model, not a curated record.